AUGUCCACCCGCUCAAUACGAAAACCCAGACGACCAGCCCCAGAGAUCCCCGAUGCUGCUACACAGCAUGCGGCCGCUGCAGCUGCAGCCUCCCGGGCAAUGCGCUCUAGCCAAAGCUCAUCUCAGGAUUCGAAAAACCCAUACGAACGACUAGGUGGCCCAGGAAAUGUUGCCAUCCCUCGGAGGCGUCCCGGAUCGAGCCUUCGGAGCACUGAAGAUAGUAUAUCAACCGGCCAGGGAGACUUGACAAAAUUUCCAGCCACUCGUCGGUCCAAGGAACUGACCGGUGUAUCGACCCGAACCCAUUGCUUCGAUGACCCUGCCGCCCUUCCGCCAAUCACAGAGCUCAACGGAUUUGAUGGGCGGGACAGCUCAGUGCCCUCUUCAUAUCGCCGAUUGCGCAAGGCCAAGUCAAUGUUCUCGACCAGACAGCGAACUUCGCAGACCCCGUAUGGAGUCCCUUCGAUCCCUUGCGGUGAUCCCCUUGAUCCAGAUCGCAGUCCUGGAUUUCAGCUGCCACGAACAAUGAGACGAUCUAUGUCUUUUCUCCGAGGAGGUUAUCAAUCCCCACAAGUUGAUCCAACUGCUAGGGGUCGCGAUGCGGCUAUUCAGCUUGCGCGUAGCCAAUUUUCACGGGAUUCUAACAGGGAAGGUGUUCAGGCUCGACGGUCAUCUUUCUUUCUCAGACACAAGAAGGAGCACAGGCCAUUUCGAAAAUCAUUCCGGGCGACAAGUGAAUGUGGCGUCGAUGCCUCUCCCGAGUGCUCUAAAUCUCGGUCUUUUUCAAGUUCCAUCAAAAAUAAAUUCAGGCGUGUGUUUGGGUUUUCCAAGGUCGCGGAUCAACAACCUGCGCCACGUGGUAACCCAAAUGGCGCUGAGGUCUCUGAGGUAGCUCCGAUUGGGAAAGACACGGAAGAAUGCUCUCCUCGCAGAUUGACAGCCAUUGAAGACGGCAUUGAUUCCAACUACUUCCAGUCAAUGCCCCAGUCCCCCAGCUGCGAUAGUAUCUGCACUUCCAAGUCGCGCGUUACCAGUUGGGCUGAUUCAACUAUGUCAAACACAGUUACAACCCGGAAGACAGGGCAUCGCAAAUCUCUCUCCUUGAUUAGAGAGGAUGGGGACCUGGACCAGCAACUACCAAGGACUCCUACAAUGGAUGAUACGGAAAAUCAAUCUCCUUUGGGCGUGAGAGCAAGCACCCCUAAAAUUAGCAUUAUUGACAGUCAAGAUUUGUACACAGCUUUGAUGAAACAGAUGGGCCGGAAUUCCCUGUCUGAUCCCAACGAGGAGAUGGUCUUUGGCAAUGUGCCGCAGCAUCGCGUGGUUCCAGAACGGACGAGUUCUGUCUACUCCCAACAUGGCAAACGGACUAUCCGCCAUGUCCCAAGCCAAGAAUCCUCGACCUCACCCGGUUCAUUCGCAACAGCGCGUGGUGGUGAUCAAUCCAGUCCAAGGAAGUAUCCGCGCUCAGUUAGGUCGAUGCAAGUUUCUCGGGGCAUGCCACCUCGGGCAAAUCAACAUAUGACUGCUGUUUCAGACAAGAUGUCGCCACAAUCAACGUAUGGUUUGAGUGAGGAAUCUGAUGAGGACAGUGGUAGCGUUAUUGUUUCUCGCCUUCGGGCCUCGAAAAGGGAUAUUAUUUCCCCAAGUAUAUAUUCUCGGACCGCCAGUGGCAACACCUUACCAAAAUCUGACAAUGCCGACACGGGCGUUCAUGAUGAACCAGGAACAGCGACUAUAUUCACCCCACAGAGGACAACAUACAGGUCACGCAAACGUACCAACCGGGCUUCAUCUCCCGCGUCUCAUGUAAAUCCCAGUGCAGAUUGGCAGCAAUGGAUGAGCUCACAGAUUGAACGAAUUGAGCAAGCAAGCCCCACAAGGGAACACAUCAGGGAAGAUGCACAAUACCAGGAUGAGGAUGAAUACUUGACCAGCAUAGCUCGACGAGCUCCUAUCGCUGUCUUUGCUCCCGCUUCGGCAACCCUGCCGAAGGUUCCAGACAACCAAAGUACCACCGAGCGCAAAUCUUCGGUUGAGAAUAGAGUCCCGUCACAGAGCAACUUCUCCCGUCCGUUAAUCCCGGCUUCCGGCAUGCGAACCACGUUGCCAUUGCAGACAACUAAGUCGGAAAAUACGGCGCAGAUUCAUGCUAACUCAUUGGUCAUGGAUAUCAAUGCUAGGUCUGAUGAAAACACCUCACCUAAGCCCAUCCCCAUUUCUUGCAAUCAAGAACCGUCGCCAAUCCGACUGAGAUCCGGAAAUAUGCAGCCACCAGAGUCCCCAACUCCCAAGGGAGUGAGAUCCAAGCGGUCCUGGACCAAAGAGCAGCAGCGGCGCUAUUCAGCCAGGCGUGCUCCGAUUGCCCAAGAUAGCAGGAUCAAUCAUUUCCGGUCCAUGCGCACCCAGCGUGGCCGUGCAAACAAUGAAAAUGCGAGGGAGCAGGCUGAGUACAAUGACAUUAUGGACAGCUACAGCCAAAUUCAGGACAUUCAUUCCACGAUCUCUAGCAAGCGCAUGGUGGAUCUGUUCUUAGACAGUCGCCGUCGACAAAUGGGUGAAGUCACAGACAACGAUGCAACCACAGAGGCUUUUCUUUGA
This is a messenger RNA of Penicillium griseofulvum, 2601 nucleotides long. RefSeq lists its product as uncharacterized. Lineage: Eukaryota; Fungi; Ascomycota; Eurotiomycetes; Eurotiales; Aspergillaceae. The transcript has a single exon. The record is from RefSeq and is a predicted model, not a curated record. Bases 1 to 2601 code for a protein of 866 amino acids.